Messenger RNA from Elephantulus edwardii (Cape elephant shrew), 4340 nucleotides. RefSeq names its product TBC1 domain family, member 4 (gene TBC1D4). The record is from RefSeq and is a predicted model, not a curated record. The transcript has 21 exons. The coding region runs from base 346 to 4233 and encodes 1295 amino acids. NCBI's taxonomy places the organism in Eukaryota, Metazoa, Chordata, Mammalia, Macroscelidea, Macroscelididae.
GCGGCCCGGGGCAGCGUGUGCCCAGCGAGCGGCCAGCCCCGCGGUGGAGAAAGGGGGAAGUCCGAAGCCGAGACCGAGCGAGGGGAGGGAGGAUGCCGAUCUAGCCCGCCCUCUCCAGAGCCUGGCUGCAGGGCACUCGCCUGCGCGCCAGCCGCCCAAGCCUCCGACCUGCGGCCGGGACCGUGCCUCCCGGUGCCCGGGGCGCAGGACUUUAGGGUCACGCAGCACGGAGGUGGGCGUGAGAGCUCGGGGUGGGAGUUGGCACAGUUUCGGCGCCUUCUGCGCGGGAGCUGGGGGCGCGGCGCGCCUGGCCAGCUGCCUCGGCGUUCUCCUUAGGCGCGAGUUAUGGAAACCCCCAGCUGCAUCCAGGAUGAGCCUUUCGCGCACCCCCUAGAGCCCGAGGCGGGCCACCCUCCGCAGUCCGCCCCCGGGAAGGUCGGCGAGAAGCGGUUUCGGCUGUGGUACGUGGGGGGGUCGUGCCUGGACCACCGGACCACGCUGCCCAUGUUGCCCUGGCUCAUGGCCGAGAUCCGCCGGCGCAGCCAGAAGUCCGAGGCGGGCGGCUAUGGGGCGCCGCCUGCGCGAGAGGUGCUUCUGGUGCUGAGCGCGCCCUUCCUGCGCUGCGUCCCCGCUCCGGGCGCGGGGGGUCCCGGCCUCGCGGCCACGCAGCCCCACCCGUCCGUGUUCAUCUUCGAGCACAAGGCGCAGCACAUCUCGCGCUUCAUUCACAACAGCCACGACCUCACCUACUUCGCCUACCUGAUCAAAGCGCAGCCCGACGACCCUGAGUCGCAGAUGGCCUGCCACGUUUUCCGCGCCACCGACCCCAACCAGGUUCCUGAUGUCAUCAGCAGCAUACGGCAGUUGUCUAAGGCAGCCAUGAAAGAGGGUGCCAAGCCCACCAAAGAUAACGAGGACGCCUUCUACAACUCUCAGAAGUUUGAAGUCCUGUACUGCGGGAAGGUGACCGUCACCUACAAGAAGGCCCCGUGCAGCCUCAUUGACGACUGCAUCGAGAAGUUCAGCCUGCACGAGCAGCAGCGUCUCAAGAUCCAGGGUGAGCAGCGCACGGAUCCCGGCGAAGACCCGCUGGCUUUGGAGGCAGAGGUGCCCAGCCCCCCGGGGGACAGCCUGCUGGAGCAGGCCGAUGCCGCCCCCAGGGCCCACUCAGGCUUACACACAGUGGCCAGCCAGCCUGUGCUGUCCAGCUCCCGCGUUUGCUUCCCUGAACGCAUCUUGGAAGACUCGGAUCUGGAUGAGCAGCAGGAGUUCCGGGCUCGGUGCAGCAGCGUCACCGGAGUGCAGAGGAAGGUGCCCGAGAAUAGCCAGCGUGCCCAGCCUCGCCGCAGGCAUGCCAGCGCGCCCAGCCACGUCCAGCCGUCGGACUCCGACAAGAACAGGACCAUGCUGUUCCAGGUUGGACGUUUUGAGAUUAACCUUAUCAGUCCAGACACUAAAUCGGUGGUGCUUGAAAAGAAUUUUAAAGAUAUCUCCUCUUGUUCUCAGGGCAUAAAGCAUGUGGAUCAUUUUGGAUUUAUCUGCCGGGAAUCCCCAGAGCCUGUGCUGAGCCAAUAUAUUUGCUACGUGUUUCAGUGUGCAAGCGAAUCCCUGGUGGAUGAAGUAAUGCUGACCCUGAAGCAGGCUUUCAGCACGGCUGCUGCCCUGCAGAGCGCCAAGACCCAGAUCAAGCUGUGUGAGGCCUGCCCAAUGCACUCUCUGCACAAGCUCUGUGAGAGGAUCGAAGGUCUCUAUCCCCCAAGGGCCAAGCUAGUAAUACAGAGACAUCUCUCAUCGUUGACAGAUAAUGAGCAAGCAGACAUCUUCGAACGAGUUCAGAAAAUGAAGCCAGUGAGUGACCAGGAGGAAAAUGAGCUGGUGAUCUUACACCUGAGACAGCUGUGUGAGGCCAAGCAGAAGACACACACCCACAUUGGCGAAGGCCCACCGACCAUUUCAAAUAGUACAAUCCCAGAAAAUGCAACGAGUGGUGGAAGGUUCAAACUUGACAUUCUGAAAAAUAAGGCAAAGAGGUCUUUAACGAGUUCCCUGGAAAAUAUCUUCUCAAGGGGCGCUAACAGAAUGAGAGGCCGUCUUGGAAGCAUGGACAGCUUUGAACGGUCCAACAGUGUUGCUUCAGAGAAGGACUACUCCCCAGGGGACACCCCACCAGGAACACCACCAGCCUCCCCUCUGUCCUCUGCGUGGAACGCAUUCCCUGAAGAAGAUUCUGACUCCCCACAUUUCCGAAGACGGGCACAUACGUUCAGCCACCCACCUUCGAGCACAAAGCGAAAGCUGAACCUGCAGGAUGGGAGGGCCCAUGGGGUCCGCUCCCCUCUCCUGAGGCAGAGCUCCAGCGAGCAGUGCAGCAUUCUUCCGUCAGUCCGACGUACGCACAAGGAGAGUAGUUCUUCCUCCAGUCUUCCAAGUCUCCACACUUCCUACUCUGCCCCUUCCUUCUCUGCCCCCUCUUUCCUGAAAAGCUUUUACCAGAAUUCAGGUAGACUGUCCCCACAGUAUGAAAAUGAAAUCAGACAGGACACUGCUUCAGAAUCAAGUGAUGGAGAGGGGAGAAAAAGGACCUCCUCGACCUGCAGCAAUGAGUCCCUGAGCGCCGGGGGGACCCCCGUGACUCCUCGCCGGAUCUCGUGGCGCCAGCGCAUCUUCCUCAGGGUUGCUUCUCCCAUGAACAAGUCGCCCUCCGCCAUGCAGCCGCAAGAUGGGCUCGACAGGAAUGAGCUGCUGCCUCUGUCUCCUCUGGCUCCAACCAUGGAGGAGGACCCACUGGUUAUAUUCUUGUCCGGUGACGAUGACCCAGAAAAGGUUGAAGAAAAAAAGAAAUCGGAAGGACUGAGGAGUUUAUGGAGAAAAGCUAUCCACCAGCAAAUCUUGUUGCUUCGAAUGGAGAAAGAAAACCAGAAGCUUGAAGCAAGCAGAGAUGAACUUCAGUCGAGAAAAGUGAAGUUGGACUAUGAAGAAGUUGGUGUAUGUCAGAAAGAAGUCUAUGUUGCCUGGGAUAAGAAGUUGUUAAACUGCAGGUCUAAGAUCAGAUGUGAUAUGGAAGACAUUCAUACCUCCCUUAGAGAAGGAGUUCCCAAAAGUCGACGAGGAGAAAUUUGGCAGUUCUUAGCUUUACAGUAUCGUCUGAGACACCGAUUGCCUAAUAAACAGCAGCCUCCUGACGUAUCUUAUAAAGAACUCUUGAAGCAGCUCACAGCUCAGCAGCAUGCCAUCCUGGUGGACUUAGGAAGGACAUUUCCUACCCACCCUUACUUUUCAGUGCAGCUUGGUGCAGGGCAGCUGUCGCUCUUUAAUCUCCUGAAAGCCUAUUCGUUGCUGGACAAAGAAGUGGGGUACUGCCAGGGAAUCAGCUUCGUGGCUGGCGUCCUGCUUCUGCACAUGCGUGAGGAGCAAGCCUUUGAAAUGCUGAAGUUCCUCAUGUAUGACCUCGGCUUCCGCAAGCAGUACAGGCCUGACAUGAUGUCGCUGCAGAUCCAAAUGUACCAGCUGUCGAGGCUCCUUCAUGACUAUCACAGAGAACUCUACAACCAUCUGGAGGAGAACGAGAUCAGCCCCAGUCUGUACGCUGCCCCCUGGUUCCUCACCUUGUUUGCCUCUCAGUUUCCAUUAGGAUUUGUAGCCCGAGUUUUUGAUAUAAUUUUUCUUCAGGGAACUGACGUUAUUUUUAAGGUUGCUCUCAGCCUGCUGAAUAGUCAAGAGGCACUCAUAAUGGAAUGUGAAAGCUUUGAAAAUAUUGUCGAGUUUCUGAAAAACACUCUCCCUGACAUGAAUACAUCUGAAAUGGAAAAAAUUAUUACCCAGGUUUUUGAGAUGGACAUUUCAAAACAGUUGCAUGCCUAUGAAGUAGAAUACCACGUACUGCAGGAUGAGCUUCAGGAAUCUUCAUAUCCCUGUGAGGAUAAUGAAUCUUUAGAGAAGUUGGAGAGGGCCAAUAGCCAACUGAAACGACAAAACAUGGACCUCCUGGAAAAAUUACAGGUAGCUCAUACUAAAAUUCAGAACUUAGAAUCAAAUCUGGAAAAUCUCUUGACCAGAGAGACCAAAAUGAAAUCUUUAAUCCGCACCCUGGAGCAAGAGAAAAUGGCCUAUCAGAAGACAGUGGAGCAAAUCCGGAAGCUGCUGCCCGCUGAUGCUCUCGCCAGUUGUGAAUCACUACUGAGAGAUCUAAACUGCAACCCUAACAACAAAGCCAAGACAGGAAAUAAGCCAUAAUUUAAGAAGUGCCAUCUGAGUAGUUAAGUGCUACUUAGAAUCUGAAAGAAAGGAAAAUUCUGUGUGCUGUUGGCCAAAUGCUGGACGCUGAAGCUCAUGAAUCCACC